AUGGGAAUUCCAGGAUUUUCUAGUUGGUUACAAAACAAAUAUCCAACGAUUGUUAAAUCGUGUGUUCAGGUUGCAGAUGGUCAACCUACUUCAAACCCAAGUGGAAUUGAAGUCGAUAAUCUUUAUUUAGAUAUGAAUGAGAUAUUUCAUUUAUCUGCAAAAAUAGACGAUUCAUCAGUAUCAAAGAAUGAAGAUGAAAUUAUUAGAAGAAUCUUCCAAAGUAUUGAUAAAAUAUUUUCAAUUGUUCGCCCACGUAAAUUACUCUAUAUGGCUAUGGAUGGUGUUGCACCAAAAGCGAAAAUGCAUAAUCAACGUUCCAAGCAUUUUCUUGAUGCGCGAACGCAUGUCUUUAAAGCUGGGGAAUUCAAUAAAUGUGAUAUAAAACCUGGUACAAUAUUUAUGUCAAAAUUAUCCGAACAUCUUCGAUCUUAUAUUUAUAAUCGGAUGAAUAAAAAUCCAGCUUGGAGUUCAAUAAUAGUUAUAUUAUCGGAUGCAAAUGUACCUGGUGAAGGUGAACAUAAGAUAAUGGAUUUUAUACGUACACAGAAACCUCACAACUUGAAGACAUCUCACGUUUUGCUUAGUGGUGAUUCUGAUGUGGUAUUACUUGGCUUAACACUCCAUUCAGAUUAUGUUCAAAUAAUGCAAAGAAUAGACAAAACAGAAUCAUACAGACUUCUAGAAUUAAAAGUAUUACGUGAAGAAAUCAAGAAUGAUAUACAAAAAAAUUUACCAAUAUCAAGAGGUCGAGAUGUUGAAAGAAUAAUUGAUGAUUGGAUAUUUAUGUGCUUUUUGGCUGGAAAUGAUUUUCUUCCAAACUUACUAUGCAUUGAAUUCUAUAAAUAUGAUAAUAUUAGUAUUCUUAUCAAUGGCUAUAAAGAAUAUGUAUUCAAAGAGAAUGGUUAUUUAAUAGAAGAUAUGAAACCGAAUUUGACGAAUCUAAAAAUUCUUUUACAACCUAUUGCUGAGCUAGAAUAUGAUCAGAUCACGUUCCUUCUAAAUCAGAAUCCAGCAUUAUUACAAACAUCAUCAAGAUAUUUGGAAGAACUUAACAUUGAUUUGUCUUUACUCGGCUAUUGUAGAAAACUAGCACCAAUUUCCGAUCGCUCAUCUGUAGAAUUUCGCCCACCACCAUUUCAAAAAUCAAAAAAUCCAUCACGUUGUAACGAGAAUAAUGCCGGUAACCCAUCAUCUACGGUAUCAAAAAAUAAUAGUUCAAAUGAUACUACUCAGUUCAAGAAGGAUGAUUGGUAUCGAUACAGAUUUGAUUUUAGAAAACAUGAGUUAGUAGAACGUUCUAUUGAAGUUGCUAAACAUUAUGCUGUAGGUUUAUGUUGGAUGCUUCACUAUUAUUACAAAGGCGUACCAUCAUGGGAUUGGUAUUAUCCAUACUAUUAUCCUCCACUUGCUUCUACAUUUUCAAAUGUUGAAAAUAUAUCUGUCGAUUUUGUUGCAAAUUCAAAGCCAUUGAAACCAUUAGAACAAAUGAUGGCUACAUUUCCACCACAAUAUGCACAUUAUCUACCAGAGAAAUGGCGAUUAUUGAUGUUGGAUAUAAGCUUACCAAUUAAUCGCUUUUGGCGAACAGAUUUUGUCGUUGAUCCUAAUGGUAAACCUCACGAGAAACAAGGUGUUGUUAAGCUACCAUUUGUUGACAACAAAGAGUUGCUUGCAGCUCUUAAAGAUCUUGAAGCUCGUGAAGUUCUUGAAUCUGGUAAUUCAACGUUAACAGCAGACGAAAAAAGACGUAAUAGAUGUGACGAUGAUCGUCUGUUUAUUCAUUCAACAAAUUCAUGUUAUGCGCAAUUCAAUAGAAUAUCCAUACAUAAUGAAAAUUUAAUAACAUUAAGUGAAAAUAUGAGUGGGCAAAUCUUACUUGGUGAUGAUGAUGAUCAAUUUAUGUCUGUCGGUAAAACUAUAGUUGCUCCAGAUCCUGGUCAUGGAAGCGGCAUAGAAAAUAAUCAAGUUCUUUCUGUUAAAUAUCGAAAUCAAAUAACAUGA
Molecule: messenger RNA, 2001 nt
Organism: Adineta steineri
Lineage: Eukaryota; Metazoa; Rotifera; Eurotatoria; Adinetida; Adinetidae
Source: the annotation of a GenBank genome assembly